Parasteatoda tepidariorum (common house spider) is the source of this 2166-nucleotide messenger RNA. Its product is annotated as G protein-coupled receptor Mth2. Gene Ontology annotation, molecular function: G protein-coupled receptor activity. The record is from RefSeq and is a predicted model, not a curated record. Gene Ontology annotation, biological process: G protein-coupled receptor signaling pathway; cell surface receptor signaling pathway. Gene Ontology annotation, cellular component: membrane. NCBI's taxonomy places the organism in Eukaryota, Metazoa, Arthropoda, Arachnida, Araneae, Theridiidae.
CCCAUUCAGCAAAUUGACUCCCCAAUCAAAAUGGGCAUAAAUAAACUAAAUACAUUUUAGUAUUCACGAAACUUCAUUUUAAGCGUAUAAAUGAAGUUGGUUUUUUUAGUUGGAAAUGCCCCGCGUAUCCUCCGGAUUUCGUAACCAUCUUCCUUAAAUCUUGUUCUGAAUUUCGAUGCUGAUAGCUGCUGAAACGUUUAACAUCCGUUCGUAUAAUGACUAAUGCGUUAAUUGUUUAGUGGCAAUCUUUUAACUCCAUAUUUGUGGCGUAAUCAUUUUUGCUACAUUUAAAAUGAGGUUUGAUUUCGACAAGAGGAAAACUUCAUAUCAUAGAUAAAACAUCACAAUUUGAUUUUGAUCUACUAAAAUUCAGAACAAGAUUGUUAUUCUCAAAAUGGAGCUAUAUUUUUAUAUUAUUGCAUUUACACAAGUGAUGAGAUCUUACGGAAAUCCACUUCUUACUAUUUCCAAUUCUUCAAUGAAACAAACUCAGCCAAUUUUCAGUAACGAAAAUACUGCCACAUCUAGUUUAGAUUCCAAGUAUGCACAUCCUUUUUCAGCCAAUUUAGAUUCCGAUCACACAAAUUCUUCUGUAUCCGAUUCAGAUUCAAAUGAGGCAAUUAUUUCUACAUCUAAUUUAGUUUCCAAUUCCGCAAAUACUUCGACAUCUGAUACAUCUGCCAAGUAUAUUGCAACUGCAUCUAAUCUAGAUUUCCAAAAGCAUUGUGCUAGAGUGAUUCUGGACAUUAAAAACGUCGAAUUCUUGGCAAACGGCAACAUGUUCAUUCCUUCUUACAAUACUACUAUCCAUCCUUCCAAAAUGCAUAUCAUUCAAAAUGAUAGAAGGAUAUGUUUUUAUCCCACUGAACAAUUGAAGAAGGAACUUUUUAAACAUUGUGGAACAUUCGAAUACAAUGCUGAUGAGUUUAAACAUCUUCUGAAUGGUUCUGUCAUUCUUUAUGGAGUUUUACUCGAAGAUGAAGUAUACGAGGUCAACAAAGCGGGAAAACUAGUUCUGUGUUCCAUGGAUUAUGAUGAUAUAGAUGAAGACGAGUUCAACAAACUUUUACCUAAACCUAUGGAUGAUACCAACAAAGCUGCUUUGUACAUAGGCAAUAUCGGAAGUGCUAUUUCGAUACUUGCGUUGCUGAUACAUAUUGUAACUUUUUGCCUGGUGCCAUCUUUAAGAAACUUACCUGGAUAUAAUCUGGCAUCUCUAGGUGUUGCUUUCUUAAUGGCAUAUUCUUUUUCCUUAAUAGUACAAAUACCACAAGUAUUUGGAAAGUCUUGCGUCUUGGCUGGAAUAUUGAAGCAAUAUUUCUUUCUUGUAGCCUUCUUUUGGAUGAAUGUCAUGGCUUUUGAUGUGUGGAAGACACUAAGAAUGGCAACAGAGAGAUUGAUGGUGAGUAAUAAAAGUGCACGACUUCGCCAAUUUCUUUGGUAUUCCUCUUACGCCUGGUUGGUGCCAUUGUGCAUCGUCUCAGUAUGUGUUGGCUUGGACAACUCUAAAAAUGUAUCAGAAAAGAUCAAGCCUCUAUAUGGAAAGAACGGUUUUUGCUGGUUGACGAACGAUGUUGCCAAAGGAAUCUUUUUUUCACUUCCCGCAUUUGUUCUAUUUUUGAGCAAUGCUGUUUUCUUUGUUUUGAGUGCUUUUAUACUAAAAAAUAAUACAAUGAAACAAACUGUGGAAAGCGACCAACGCCAAACGGCACAACUGAACCUUGUAUUGCAUAUACGAUUGGCUGUAAUGAUGGGUAUUACAUGGCUCAUUGGCGCUAUUGGCAUUAUUUUUUCAUAUAGUGAAGCUGAAUGGCUGCGAGUAGCAAAGCUGGACACCGUUGUAUGGUUUCUGUUCGAUAUACUCAAUUCAUUGCAAGGUCUUUUUGUAUUUUUGCUUUUCACGUGCUCCAGAAAAGUGUUCAAGCAUAUUCAAGACCGAAUGAGCAUGAGCACUCUGAAGACUAAAAUUGAGAAAUACAUGUUUGGUGAAUGCUUGAGAAAUGGUUUUUGAUGUUCAUUUUAAAUAUUGAAACUAAUUCUUACUUCAUAAUAUGCAUAUUUAUAUCUUAUUGAAAUCCUACAAUGAGUUGUAUAUUUGAAUUGUAAAUAUUUUGGAAAUUGGUUGUAUAUUAUAUUAAGGAUUAUGUAAAUAAAUAUUAAUCGAAA